Messenger RNA from Myzus persicae (green peach aphid), 1648 nucleotides. RefSeq lists its product as uncharacterized. The record is from RefSeq and is a predicted model, not a curated record. The coding region runs from base 70 to 705 and encodes 211 amino acids. The transcript has 2 exons. NCBI's taxonomy places the organism in Eukaryota, Metazoa, Arthropoda, Insecta, Hemiptera, Aphididae.
GCUGCUAAUAAAAAGACAACUGUACCUGACCAUAAGUGUUUUUUAAAUUGGACUAAAGGAGCAACUAGUAUGGAAGCUGAUGCAAUAGCUGAAGGGUUCAAACGAAGCGUAGAAAUACAUGGUCUUAAAUUCAAUAAAUUAAUCGGUAAUAUAGGUAAAAAAUUUUUAGAAUCAAAAACCAACAAGAUAAAAAAUACACGUAGACGAAAACUAUUUCAAGAACAUAGAACUAAAAAAGUAGCAAGUUCUGGUCCAGACCAAUAUUAUGGACUAGUAGAAACUUUAAUUAAAGAUAUAACACCCGAGGAAAUCAAUAAUAGAAAAAAAACGUUCUUAGAUUCACUUUCUCUAACUCCGACUAAUAGAUUGGCAUUAGAAUUUGAAACGAGAGUUCAAUCAAAUUCUCAAAUGUGGCAUAAAGAAAGACGUAAUCGCUUAACAGCAUCAAACUUCGGACGAAUAUGCAAAAUGAGGACAUCAACAUCGUGUAAAAAUACUGUUUAUGAUCUAUUGUAUAGAUCUUUUACAUCAAAAGCCACGGAGUAUGGAAAAUUAAUGGAAUCGGUAGCCAUUAAAGAAGCAGAAAAAAAAAUUGGACAAGUAAUAAAUACAUGUGGUAUUUUCAUUGAUGUAAACCACGGUUAUCUACACAGGUUGGCGCACGGCGUGUUAUCGCUGGUCGAUGCGGCGAACGCAGUGAACUAAAGCGCUAGUAGUCAUGAGGCCUAACUGGUUACCGACUGGACGAGUUCACUCGUAAUGAAAUAAUAAAUUCUAAUCGUGAUUAUAAAUUAUAAUUUUUUUAAUUACUUUAUUUGAAAGCUGAGUACUUAAUAUUAGUGUACAAUGUAAUUUAAUUACAUAAAAAAAUAAUUCCCCCAACACUUGACUUACGAGUAUACUUCGAAAAACUCUCUAAAUGACUGACGUCAGAAUUAAUGACUACAAGUCUUUCUUACCCAGUUAUAAUUUAUUUUAUUUAUAAAAUAUCUGUAAAAUAAAAUAUCAAAUAAACAUAAUAUGUUAUUAUCACUUUGUUCAUUACUUAUUCUUUAUGUAAUAAAACCUAUUUAGUAGUUGGUUAAUACUUAAUAACUAAUUUUAUACCUAACUAAUUUACAGUUUAUAAUAAUUUUAUUUUUGUUUUUUCAUCCCAGUAAUGAUUCUUGUAGCCUGAAAAAAGCUUUUUGCCAUCUUAGCCGUAAACCAGUAUCUUUUGGUGCGGAAAACUGUGACACUUUUUCUGUGUUGCUUUUGUAGCCUGAAGUACAUCCAACUACACAACACUUAGCCACCAUCGCAAUAAAACUACCUACUACCAAUUAAGUAAUGACAAAAACACAUACAGUCAUACAGAUUACAGAACAAUAUUGUCGAAAUUAGAAAAUUAUUUUGUUCGUCUUUUUCGUACAGUUAUCAUGUUAUCUCCAGGUUAGGUGUCGGUUGCGUUCUUAUCACCUUUUCACGGUCUAUAAUAAUUGUGGAAUGUUUUUAAUUCGUAUUUUUAGUCGUUUGGACGAUAUUAACGAUUUGAAUAAAAAAUCUUCGAUUUCCCAGUACAUACAAAUGUGAACGUAGGCCCACUGACUACUAGCGCUAAUAGUUCACCACGGUCGCCGCAUAGACCAUCAGUCUGUAUUAGCAUCAU